AUGACCACAACCAAAAUCCCGGCUCCUUCACCCCUCCCAGUCAACACCAGACCUCAUCCUCACCAAGAUGAUAAUGAGACUCAGCCCACUAAAAAGGAGACGAUACCUAGACCGAAAUUUAGACUGCGUCUAGAAGAUGUGCGCCACUCUGCAGCAGCAUCCUUCUUCGGUCUCAUCCCAGACCUAGAAGCUGUACUCGACUCCGCCUUGACGGCAAUCGUCGAGCAACUCUACACUUCCCCUCGGCGGGCACGACCACACAACAAUAAUGACGAGAAUGAUGCUUCCAAAGCACCAAUACCAUCAUUCAUCCCAUUCAUACCCCCGACUCGCUCCGUGACGAUCAUUCUUCAAGACUUCAAUGGCGUCGCCUACACCAACGGCACAGAUCUGGAUGAUGACCACAAGGAAAUCCACUUCUCACUCUCAUACAUCAACCACGUCUGCAACAACGACACUCAACCCCUCUCCGAACUGAAAGGUGUUCUCACCCAUGAAUUAGUACAUUGUUACCAACACACUGCUCCUGCUGAGGGGGAAGUCCCGCGCCCCCCCGGCGGGUUGAUCGAAGGAAUCGCAGACUUUGUCCGUCUCAAAGCAGGUCUGGGAGCAGCGCAUUGGCAAAAGCCGAAAUCUGCGCUUGAUCGCGCAUCUGAUUGGGAUGCGGGGUACCAGCAUACGGGUUAUUUCUUGUCGUGGUUGGAAGAUGUGCGGUUUGGAAAGGGAGCGAUUGGGUUGCUUAAUGAUCGGUUGUUGAGGACAGGGUAUUUGGGGGAGGAGGAGGAGGAGGAGGAGGAGGAGGAGAAAAAGAAAGAUAAGAAGGAACCGGGGUUCUGGAGGGAUUUGUUUGGGGUUGAGGUGGAUGUUUUGUGGGAGGAGUAUGGUCGAUAUCUGGACAAGGAGGUUUAG
Talaromyces amestolkiae is the source of this 909-nucleotide messenger RNA. RefSeq lists its product as uncharacterized. Lineage: Eukaryota; Fungi; Ascomycota; Eurotiomycetes; Eurotiales; Trichocomaceae. Bases 1 to 909 code for a protein of 302 amino acids. The record is from RefSeq and is a predicted model, not a curated record. The transcript has a single exon.